AGUAGUAAUCUUCCCUGCAUUUCACUUUUAGGGUUUCCUGAAAAACUCCUACCUCUUUCCUAUUAUUCUAGCAGCUUUUCAUUGUAAACCAUAUUGUUCAUAGAUGGCUGGUGACCAAAUGAAAUCGGCAGCUGGGCUACUUUUGAUCCUGAAUUUCUGCAUGUAUGUCAUAGUUCUGGGCAUUGGUGGUUGGGCAAUGAAUAGAGCAAUUGACCAUGGUUUCAUCAUCGGAUCUGGAUUUGAGCUUCCUGCACAUUUUUCACCCAUAUACUUCCCAAUGGGAAAUGCUGCCACUGGGUUCUUUGUCACGUUUGCUUUGCUUGCUGGAGUUGUUGGUGUUGCAUCAGUAAUAUCUGGAUUCAACCAUCUUCGUUCUUGGACAUUAGAUAGCAUGCCAUCUGCAGUUACAGCAGCAACCAUUGCUUGGACUCUUACUAUCCUUGCCAUGGGGUUUGCCUGCAAAGAGAUUGAGCUGCGCAUCAGAAAUGCUCGUCUGAGAACGAUGGAGGCAUUCCUAAUCAUCCUUUCGGCUACACAGCUUCUAUACAUUGCAGCCAUUCAUUCGGCUGCAUAUAGAAGACCUUGAAAGUUGGGUGACAUGGUGUCUCUGUGAAUUGUCUUCUUUUCUUUUUCUUUUAUUUUGUUUUGUUUGUUCAUUUUUUACCCCUUGACCGUGUACAAAAAUGCCAAAGAUUUGGCAGACUUCCGUGUGAUUGCUGUGAUUACAGUUUGAUUUGAUUUGUAUGAACAAAUAAUAAGAGAUUGUUUGCUAAAGAA
Messenger RNA from Corylus avellana, 777 nucleotides. Its product is annotated as membrane protein PM19L. The record is from RefSeq and is a predicted model, not a curated record. Lineage: Eukaryota; Viridiplantae; Streptophyta; Magnoliopsida; Fagales; Betulaceae.